Fusarium keratoplasticum is the source of this 1998-nucleotide messenger RNA. RefSeq lists its product as uncharacterized. The transcript has a single exon. NCBI's taxonomy places the organism in Eukaryota, Fungi, Ascomycota, Sordariomycetes, Hypocreales, Nectriaceae. Gene Ontology annotation, molecular function: protein binding. The record is from RefSeq and is a predicted model, not a curated record. Bases 1 to 1998 code for a protein of 665 amino acids.
AUGGAAGAGCACCGCAUCUGGCAGAUCAAACUUCCGCCCGAGGAGUGCCCUAAUCCGGACUCCUUAGGCUCACUUGAAGCCAUUUACCGCGAAUUAUGUCGCAUCGACGACAUAGAUCGGAGACUCACCAAGUCAAGGCUUGAGGGAUACGACGACAGUUGGUGGGAAUACUUUGACGGGAACAGCAAUGGAGACUACGCAACAGAAGAACAGAUCGACGCUGCGUGCCGAGAUGUAACCUGGCGGGUUGAUCGUGACCGCGAGGCCCUGAGGGGGAAAGCUAUGCAUCUUUCACACGACACCUUGAGACGCCUCGGUAUCCUUGAUUUACCCAUGGAGAUCCUCGUCCGAAUCUUCGGCUUCCUCCAGCACCAAGACAUUGAGGUUAGGGAUAAUAGCAUUAUCUACUGGCCCUCCAAAGUCCAGUCCGUGUCGAAUGCAAGUGAGCCACUUCUCACAAUAUACAACGCGCGUCAAGUCUGCCGUCUCUUCAACACACUCGCCUCACCACUCCUCUGCCCAUUUCUCAAUCUGAAAAUCGAACAAGAAUCUCUGGAUCGCGCCGAGAUUCUCCUCGAGAACCCAUACAUCGCCAGUGGUGUCAUGGGCAUCCAGGUGUCACUCGAGUACCGCCCUAUCGAACUAGCAGAGAGUUUCAGGCGGUUCGCCAUAGUCAGGAUGGAACAUCUUGGCCGGAUGAAUCGCGCCGUGGAUUGGCCCAUCGGUGUUACCGAUGAGGAGGAGCAGGAAUCUAGACCGGACCAUCUUCGAAUAGGUAAUUACCAGGAGAUAUACGAUGCGUGGGAUUAUUUUCUCGGGUUCAUGGGAGAGCCGGCCUACUUGCCUUUGGAUGAAGAAGAGGAUGGCCGAAUCUUUGAGCCAAAGGGAACAUACCAGCCAGACAGGGUAGCACUUGAAUUCUGGAGAAUUUUCUGCAACGGCCACAAAGAAUACGUCAGACUUCAAAAGUCCCAGCACGACUUGAUCCAAUCUCGGACCUUUGUCAAAACUCUGUCAUCGCUGGCCUCGCGACUGAACCGACCCCUCGCCCUGAGGUUGCAUAGCAGUUUCGACUCCGACGGAUUAUGGAACCGGCACGACGCCUACAAGAUUCUCACCGACAAUGCGGAACUCGCCAAGUUUAUGCCUACAGCAAACACCUGGAGUGAGAUGAUGCACACCAUGAGGAGCCCCGUCAUUCUCCAUCAGGUAAAGAUUCUUUCCGAACUCCCCAUAGCCAUGCACGAGGCUGGAGUUGUGCUGAGGUACCUGACGGUUGGUUGCUUCCCUGAAUUGAACAGCUAUUCCACACUGUGUCCCGGCGAGGACGAGAGUCUCGAUUCUCCAGAAUGGGGAGACUUGUCGGCAGCAUGCCAACAUCUCGAAGUUUUCCAGGUUGAAUGGGGUGGCCGCCCUGCGCGAGGAAACUUCCUGGACCUCGGGGACGAGGUCUACAAUGAAAGAUACGUCAACUCGGUGCUUUCAAGUCAACAGCUCCAACAUGUCAAUGUUACAAUCAGCCCCUUUGGUCUAACCGACAGCACUGGCCAUACCACAAUAAGAGUACCACACAUGCCAGCUGUCCUGGCAAACAUCAACUGGCCACGAAUCAAACACGUCAGCAUCAACACUUUGAGUCUAAAUUAUGAGGAGCUCGAACACUUCUGCAAAGCUCUGGGUUUAAACGUCGAGUACAUCGGACUCAUAUCGAUCAACUUGGAAAGCGGCAGUUGGGCAAAUAUCCUCGAUAUACUGCGCGACAAGAUGGCCAGUAGCCGCAAAUCAGAGAGGUGCCGAGUCUGGCUGGCCGAUCUGCGAGGAGGCGAACUUGGCCAGAGGGGGAGUAGCUUCGUCAACCGUACGCCGUUCCCCAGGGGACAGGAGCUGGAGGAUCCAGGGUUGAUAGAUUGGUUUCGGGACUACAUCAAGGGAGAGAUGGACGAGAAUCCAGCGGUCAAAAGUAGAUUUUUCUGGAGUUCAGGGACGCCGAAGGCUUGA